Messenger RNA from Alligator mississippiensis (American alligator), 6728 nucleotides. RefSeq names its product propionyl-CoA carboxylase subunit beta (gene PCCB). Gene Ontology annotation, molecular function: propionyl-CoA carboxylase activity. The record is from RefSeq and is a predicted model, not a curated record. Lineage: Eukaryota; Metazoa; Chordata; Crocodylia; Alligatoridae. The transcript has 15 exons. Gene Ontology annotation, cellular component: mitochondrion. The coding region runs from base 30 to 1640 and encodes 536 amino acids.
CAGGGCGAGUGUCGGGCUGCGGGGCGGCGAUGGCGGCGCUGCGGCUGGCGUGGCGGCGGUGGGCGCUGCGGGCCCCAAGCCUGCGCUUAUGCCUGUGCCGGGCCGGCUCGGCCGCGGGGCCGCUCUCCGUGCCCGAGCGCAUCCAGGAGAAGCGGCGCGCCGCGCUGCUGGGCGGCGGACAGAGCCGCAUCGACGCGCAGCACCAGCGGGGAAAGCUGACUGCAAGAGAGCGAGUUCUUCUGUUGUUGGACCCUGACAGUUUUGUUGAAUAUGACAUGUUUGUGGAACACAGAUGUUCAGAUUUUGGGAUGGAAGCUGAUAAAAAUAAGUAUCCAGGAGACAGUGUGGUGACCGGCCAGGGCAGGAUUAAUGGGAGACUGGCUUACGUCUUCAGUCAGGAUUUUACUGUUUUUGGUGGAAGUUUGUCAGGAGCUCAUGCACAAAAGAUCUGCAAGAUCAUGGAUCAAGCUGCCAUGGUUGGAGCUCCAGUGAUUGGGCUGAAUGACUCUGGAGGAGCCCGUAUCCAGGAGGGAGUGGAGUCUUUGGCUGGCUACGCUGAUAUCUUCCUGAGAAAUGUUCUGUGCUCGGGGGUAAUCCCGCAAAUUUCUCUCAUCAUGGGCCCUUGUGCAGGUGGAGCGGUCUACUCGCCUGCCUUGACGGAUUUUACGUUCAUGGUGAAGGACACGUCCUACCUGUUCAUUACAGGCCCUGAUGUAGUCAAGUCAGUUACAAAUGAAGAUGUCACUCAGGAGCAGCUUGGGGGUGCAAAGACACACACUGCUGUGUCAGGGGUUGCACACAGGGCCUUUGAGAAUGACAUCGAUGCUUUGCUUAAUCUCCGGGAAUUCUUUAAUUACUUGCCUCUCAGUAACCGUGAUCCAGCCCCUGUCCGUGAAUGUCAUGAUCCCAGUAACCGCUUGGUUCCCGAGUUGGAUACUAUUGUCCCAAUGGAAUCUACAAAAGCAUAUGACAUGCUGGACAUCAUACAUGCGAUUGUUGACGAGAGGGAAUUCUUUGAGAUCAUGCCCUCCUAUGCCAGAAACAUAGUGGUUGGAUUUGCCAGGAUGAAUGGAAGAACCAUUGGAAUUGUGGGCAAUCAGCCCAAAGUUGCAUCAGGGUGCUUAGACAUAAAUUCCUCUGUGAAAGGAGCCCGUUUUGUCCGGUUCUGUGAUGCCUUCAACAUUCCUCUGAUCACUUUUGUGGACGUCCCAGGAUUUCUGCCAGGUACGGCCCAGGAGUAUGGUGGAAUCAUACGUCAUGGGGCAAAACUCCUCUUUGCCUUUGCAGAAGCAACUGUGCCCAAAAUCACGAUAAUCACCAGAAAGGCUUACGGGGGUGCUUACGAUGUGAUGAGUUCAAAGCAUUUACGAGGAGAUGUUAAUUACACGUGGCCUACUGCGGAGGUUGCAGUGAUGGGUGCAAAGGGUGCCGUGCAGAUCAUUUUCAGAGGAAAAGGGGCGCAUGCAGAGGCAGAAUACAUAGAUAAGUUUGCAAACCCUUUCCCUGCAGCCAUAAGAGGGUUUGUGGACGACCUCAUUCAGCCGGACACCACUCGGCUCCGCAUCUGUCGCGACCUGGAAGUCCUGGCAAGCAAGGUGCAGACCAAUCCCUGGAAGAAGCAUGCGAACAUGCCACUCUAAACAGGGCUGGUGGAUGGAGCAGAGCACAAAUAUGAACAGCAUUUACCCACGCUAACGCUUCCCUUCUGCUGAUUGGCUGCAGCCUUGCACCACAAUAAACUCCACAGCACGUACGCAGGUGUAUUUGGAAUUACGUCACCAGUGGGUUUGAGUUGGUUUUUUCUUUAGCAGCAGCUCAGCCCACCAUCACAACAGCCUGCGCCACAUGACUUGGCUCCAAAAGGGGGCCUAAGGGUUGGGAUCUAGGCUCCCAGGCUGGAGGUGGGGAGGGACCUCCCUUGAUUCCUGUGGCUCUAGGAGCUGCUUGGUACAAUCAUGAAGGGCUGUAACCAUUGAUCCACUGCGAGCUUUCUAAGGAAAGAAUCUGGGGAGCUCUGGGAGGGAUGGAUCCAUUGUCUUCAGAUUCACGUGGCAUCUCUGCACUGAGCAAUCAAUGAAUCUGCUCAUUAAGACUCCCAGGAUGCUCCCUUGUAAAGUGCUGGGGGCACAGAGGUCUUGGAGUACUGGGGACUGUCCUCAGUCCAGAGCCAUGACUAACCUAUUCUGAGCUCUCUGAUGUUCCCUUCUGAAAAACGGGUGGAUAAUUGCAAAAGAAACAGGCAAAUCACCACCAUCAGGCAGACAGGUGUAUGGUGUUGUGGAGGUCAGUAGCCCACAACAUGGCAUAUAGGUGCUCCAUGUAUGUGCAGGCCCAUGCAGUGUCUGCCGUGCCUUUAACUGUAUGGUUCUUUCACGUUCCAUGUACCUGGUUUGUGCGCAUGUAACGAGAAACUGAAAUACGAAGAGAGCCAAUCACUGCUAACAUUUUCCCACGGCCGUUGCGGUGACAUCUGUUUGGAUUCCUGGCUGACAGGGAAGCGCACAGUUACGAAAGCCCCUCUCCAGUUAAAAGAAGUUUAUUCAGUGAGAGAUGAGGAGGAAGAGAGAUGAGAAGAGGGAGGCAGCAGCAAAUGUGGAAGUGUAGCUGUUGGCCAGUGCAUAUCUGACUUUGCCUUGGAUUAUUGGGCACAAUGGUAGAGUACAGCACCUGGCUGUUUACCAACACAAAGGCUUUUCUGGGCUCAGCUUGGCUGUCUGAUGGUUUCAAGAUCCAUCUCAGACCCAGCAGCUCCAGGAGGCUGCAUCGUCAAUCUUCAGUGCUGAGCCCUUCAGAGUUUUGGUGUUCGUGGUAGUUGUGCAGCUGGGAAGGAUCUGCAACCCCUCAGCUUGGCAGGGUGUUGACCUGAUGUUUUUGUGCAGUCUCCCAGCCCAGACCAGUCCCUCUGCACUGGCACUCGUAGGAGGGGAACCAGUUGGAUCCCUCCACGGCAGGUUGGCUUCCUCUUUCUCUAGUGCUGCCUUUUUCCUGCCAGAAGCACUGUUGUCUCAGGCUGUUUGCUUCCUGCUCCUGUGUUCGCAACACCUUUGCUUCCCUCCUUCCUCACUGCGAUGACAUCCUGUUUCCCCAUCUUGCUUAGCUCCCAGUGCAUCCUGCCCUGUCCCUCACCAUGGCCAAGCUUCCUGUUUGCCCUCUGCUGUCAGUGCCACCACCUGCCCAACAGUGCAAUAUGAACCCCUUUGACUGCUGCUGCUAACCUUUUUCCUGUCAUACACCUGCUCGGUGAGCUGCAGUCUGCCAGUAAAAGACCCUGUGACUGGUCUUGCCUGCCUGCCUCUCCAGUGGUGUCCCAGCUCCCAUCUUGUGUUCACCUCAGCUGGUGGUGACUUAGCCUUUGGCCUCCACACCAUUCUCUUCCAUGCUGCCAUCACAAUCCUCCUCUCCUCCUUCAGGAGUGUUUCUGGCAUCCUUUCCCUGGCCCAAGCCUGGGGUUUGCCCCCAUCCUCAGGCCUCCUGUCUUUGUCAGGUGCCUCUCUCCACAUAGUGCUCUCUGACUGCUCAUUGUUCCUCCUUGUUUAGGUUGGUAAGAUAAGGCCCCAACUAGCUCUGGGAUGCUCCACUGUGUCAUCCUUGGGCACUUGCUUCUCAGCCUUUUUGCUUGCUGGGUUGGCUUAUAUGGGAUUUGGUUGUCAUUAUGUGGCUGGCUGAUAACACCAUUUCUGUGUUCACACUGGCAGAUCCUUAGUUGGUGUCUCACAGUCAGCUUAAAACACAACACGGUCAGACACAAGGGUUUCUCCCUCUGAACCUCUCAUUCUUUGUCCCUGCCACUAUUACUAUGUUGGCUUCUGGUCUCCCAGUGUUUACUGUCAACUACAUUCACUCAUCCCAAGGUGGCUCUGGGAUGCGGUGAGGUCAGGAGGGUGGAGGUUGGGGCGGGGGGACUCUUGCAUUGGGAGGGCCAUGGAUAAAGUUCUGAGCUAGGAGGCAGAGGGGACGGGGGCUGGACUGGCAGGAAUGGGUAGUCACGUGAAUGAAGGUGAAUUGCAAGUGAGCAGAGGAAAAGACUAUAGUAAGGAGCAGCUCUAACACGGCUGUAAAAAAAGCAUCAAUCUUCUCUUCUGCGCCUCUGCCCCAUCCUAGAACAUGCCCUUAUUUUGUUUUAGGAGAAACCUCUUUUUCCUUCUUUAUGAUGCUUCCCCUUCACGAUGUCCUGCCCUGGUUUUUCACUUGGAAAAUAUGAUUCACCUGCAGGAUGUAGGAAGGAGCAAGUGAGGGAUGAAGGGGGUGAGGGGGAAGCUUACUACUCCUGCCCCUUGGCUUGGGGACCAGGCAUACAGGAUGGUCCCCCUGGCUUCAGUUCAGUGCAGUUCCCUUGGUAAUAUGCAGGAGAUGUGCUCCUCUCUCCUGGGACCUCAGUGACAUGUUGCUAAUGGUGUGCACCUGCGGCGAGCUGAAGGGUUUCAGGUGGCACAAGUCCUGUCCCUGUUCCAAGUCUCAAUAGAGCAAAAAAGUGACAGCCAAUUUGGGCUGGCCAAUCAGAACAGCGUGGGGUGAGGGGGCUGAGCACUUGGAUUCGGCCAGGAUUUUCAAAACAAGCUCUGCAAACGCAGCUGGCACCUAGUGCUUUAUAACGACGCCUCUUACUGUCCUCACCUGCACAGGGAAGUGAGGCACUCACUGGAGAUAACGGAGGUUUUCCCAUGCAGAAAGACACAGCAUUUAUGCAGGGCAGUUUGGCAGCUGCUCAUCUGGUGUCUGGCCCGAGGCAGGAGCUGGGGGAUAUGAGCAAGGCUGCUGGAGGGCAAAAAGAAACAUCUGACACCACAAGUAACAGACUUGAUGUACUCAGCCUGGAGGCAGCUCCUCCCCUCUCCCUGCAAAUCCCAUGUUACAAUCUGAAGUGCAGGCCUGCAGGAACCCCUUCAGCGGUGAGCCAACAGCAGUACAGCGCAAGGCGCCGGCUCACCUAGCAAGGGACCACUAGUUUGUAGGCACUGGGGCCCUGUGCUAAGCCCUCCAGAGCUGGCGUUCCUCCAAAGAGCAUUGGCUGUGUUUCAGAUGACGGCUAAUAACUGACGUGGCAUCCUGUCCAUUGCCACUGCAAAGAACUGCCCACUGAGUGAGGGUCUUGUGUGGACUCACUGCAUGCACGUCAUUAUUAUUUAAGGACUGGAGGUCUCUGAUACCAUUCCUGGAUAGGGGAGAACUAGUUCAGCUGGAUCUGUACCACCUGCUUCUCCACCCUCUUCAUAGAUACCUGGGACAUGGAGAAGCAUGGAAGACCAGACUGGCACUGAGCUGGCUUGCUGGAAAACUGCCAUGACAACUUGGUGUGACACCAUCACACUGAAAAAUCAUCAGCCCACAGCUACACUGGCUGCAUUUUCAAGGCUUGAGUGACGGAAUAAAGGCCUUUCACAAAGGAGUAUUACAGACUGACAAGGCAUCACAAAGGGAUUGCUGCUGUGGAAGGUGGCCCCCCCCUCUUGGAGACCCAACAGGGGCCGGCCAUAUGCAGCAAACCAAUCCAAACUCCUCCAUUCCCUGACGGGGCCGUGACCCUGUGGCACCUCUACAAAGCUGUGUGCCGUGAUCCUUUGGGCCGAGACCGUCUAGAGCGAGAAGUGAGAGCUCAGAGGAUUAUCACUGCUAGUCUGACAUCAGAGACUGGGGCCAGGCCCUGAUCAUGCCCACACAUGGCCAUACCCAAGCUGAGCAGUGUCACACAUAUGGAGACAAACGAAAAACGCAACUCUGACAAUUUAUGAACAGAAAGCUGCAGCUGCUCACUUGUUCCUCAGCCUCAUAAGGUGGAAACUCGAUGCCUGGGCACCACAGACACUUGGCACUUGUAUCCCAUUGAUGCCAGUCCUAGAAGCACCAUUCCAUGCAGAAAAACUUUCCUUCCCGAAUUCCAAUACUUAGCCAGCAGUGCUAUCAAGUUAACAACCAGCAGACGUGCUAGAGAACCAUUGCUGGCUGCACCACAAAGGCUGCAGUCCCCAUGACAGGAUGAGGAAGAUGGCUCACUCCCCUUAUGAACUCCUGACACCAAAGAAAAUGCCUGAUAUAAAAAGAAAAUCCUUUCAGUGAGAGCUUUACCUUAGCUUGUAAACUGGUAACACUGAAAUCUUGCAUAGCACUUUCCAUCUGGAGCUCUCCAAAGGCUUUACAAAGAAGGCAUGUUAUCAUCAACCCUGUAUUAUUAUCAAGGGAGAGGCUGAGGCCCAAAGAAGCGAAGCAACGCGCAGAAGGUCCCAGUGUGCCAAUGGCAGCCCCAGGACCUAAUCCAAUCCCAGUGUCCUACCUGUUGGUUCACGUCAUCUCUUCACCAGUUUAGUCAAUCAUCUUUAAGAGAAAGCUGAUGGUUUGGUUCUGACAUUGUAGAGGCAAAUGCAUUCAUCACUUGCAUUUGAGAGUUAUGUCAGCUUCCAAGAGGCUGAAGGUAGCACUGCAGGAGGCACCGUGCACCUUGGCAGAUUUGCCAAACUGCUUUUAGAAGCACAAACUCCAGCCUACGAGAUUAUUAAACCUUCUGGGUCUUUGCCUUUUAGAGUGCUUACUCACCCCUGCACUUACGGUUACUUGUGCAGAGAACUUCACCCAAAGCUUGUACCACGUUGACCUGUCCGACAGCAGCUGACUGACUGAUGGCAAAGACAUUAGAGAACAGAUUUCAGCAACAUAAAAGCCUUUAACAACUCUAAAGGCAACUUACCAGGUUUACUGCAAACUGGCAAAAAAAAAAAAAAAAAAAAAAAAAGAAA